CAAAAGAAAAAAAAUCCUAAACUUAAGUCAUCAUGAGCCUGAAAAAGUAAAAACGAUCAAAAUAAUCUCGACCCGCCCAAAAUCAUCUUCUGGGUGGGCAUGGGUACUGCCCAUGGAGAGUGCCGUUGCAUUUGAAAAUCCAGAAUAAUAGAAAGGCUCCCAAAUUGGCUGAUGAUCCAAGAUGAUGAUGAGAUUAAGAACUGUUGGAAAUUUGAGUAGGAAGAAACAAUUGCUGGAAGCACCUGCCGUCACCGCCGCCGCAGCCAUCAAUAGUAAUAAUAGUAAUAUCCCCUCACAGUUUCAACCGUCCAACAACCAUAUUAAACUACUUGAAGAAGCCGUUUCCUCCAAUUCACCUGAACAAGCACUAGAGACCCUUCAAUGUCUCCUGCCGUUGCCGUCCCCUGCCUCCGUCUUCUAUUGGAAUACCCUCAUCAAGAAUACCGUGCUUCACGCUCAGGAUUGCGUAAAUGCACUACGCAUAUUCCGUCAAAUGCUGAGGCUUAGCUGGAAGCCAGAUGGUUAUACGUAUCCGUAUAUUCUUAAGGCCUGCGGCGAGCUCUCGUGGUUUCAUUGGGGCGGUUCUGUACAUGGUAUUGCUUUCCGGGAUGGCUUUGUUUACUCCAAUGUGUUUGUUGGUAAUGCCCUUAUAGCUAUGUACGGUAGAUGUGGACAGUUGGAUGAUGCUCGCCGGAUGUUUGAUGAAAUGUCCCAGAGAGAUGUUUUUGAUGUUAUCUCAUGGAAUUCGAUUUCGGCUGCUUAUUUGCAGAGUGGUGAUGCUGAAAAGGUGCUGGAAAUGUUUGCGUUAAUGACUUCAAAAGUUGGUUUCUCCCAGCUGCGUGCUGAUGUGGUUAGUUUGGUAAAUGUAUUACCUGCUUGUGCUUCGUUGAAUGCGUUUGGUAGUGGUAAGGAAGUUCAUGGACAUGCUCUGCGGAGGGGUUUAAUAGAGGAUAUCUUUGUGGGGAAUGCUUUGUUGGAUAUGUAUGCAAAAUGUGGAUUUAUGGAUGAAGCAGAGACAGUGUUUGAGCAAAUGGAGGUGAAGGAUGUCGUGACAUGGAAUGCCAUGGUGACAGGGUACGCGCAGAUUGGUAGAUAUGAUGAUGCUCUUGGUUUAUUUGAGAAAAUGCGUGGCGAGAAUAUCCAUUUGAAUGUUGUGACGUGGAGUGCUGUUAUUGCAGGAUAUGCUCAGAGGGGUUUGGGUAAAGAGGCUCUUGAUGUGUUUAGAGAUAUGAUGAGAGCUUCAAACUCGGAGCCAAACGCUGUGACACUUGCUUCUGUCCUUUCGGGUUGUGCUGCAUCUGGGGCAUUAGAUAAGGGGAGAGAAAUUCAUUGUUAUUCAAUAAAGAAAAUGCUGAACUUAGAUUGGAAUGACCCGGAGGAUGAUUUGAUGACUAUUAAUGGUUUGAUUGAUAUGUAUGCAAAAUGCAGGUCCAUCAACGUGGCAAAUAGGAUGUUUGAGGCUGUAGGACAGAGUGAUAGGAAUGUAGUGACAUGGACAGUGAUGAUUGGUGGCCAUGCACAACAUGGUGAAGCCAAUGAUGCAUUGAAUCUUUUUUCUGAGAUGGCGAGUAAUCAAAAGAAGCUUCUAGUACCAAAUGCUUUUACUAUAUCUUGUGCCCUUGUGGCUUGUGCUCGUCUAAACGCACUGAGAUUGGGUAGACAGAUUCAUGCUUAUGUGUUAAGGAACCGCUUUGAGUCUGCAAUGCUGUUUGUAGCCAAUUGCUUGAUAGACAUGUAUGCUAAAUCUGGAGAUGUCAAUGCCGCUCGAGUUGUGUUUGAUACCAUGGGUCAGAGGAACAUUAUCUCAUGGACGACGUUAAUGACUGGAUAUGGAAUGCAUGGUUUUGGCAAGGAGGCCUUGCAAGUUUUUGAUGGGAUGAGGAGAGCUGGCCUGCCUGUAGAUGGUGUGACAUUUCUUGUGGUCCUAUAUGCUUGUAGCCAUUCUGGAAUGGUUGAUCAGGGAAUGAAUUAUUUCAACAGAAUGAGCCAGGAUUUUGGGGUUGCGCCAGGGGCAGAGCACUAUGCUUGCAUGGUUGACCUAUUAGGCCGUGCUGGACGCUUGAAUGAGGCUAUGGACCUUAUUGCAAAAAUGCCUAUGGAGCCAACUGCAGCAGUUUGGGUGGCAUUGCUUGGGGCUUGUAGGACUCAUGCAAAGGUGGAACUUGCUGAAUAUGCAUCAAGCAAGUUGUCCGACUUGGAGUGUGAGAAUGAUGGGACAUACACACUUCUCUCAAACAUAUAUGCCAAUGCUGGGCGUUGGAAAGAUGCGACCAAGAUCAGAUUUGUGAUGAAACAGAAAGGUAUAAAAAAGAGACCUGGCUGCAGUUGGGUUCAAGGAAAGAAGGAGACUGCAACCUUUUAUGUAGGGGACAGAACUCAUGCAAUGUCUGAGAAAAUAUAUGACUUACUUGCAGACCUUAUUGACCAGAUUAAAAUAAUGGGUUAUGUCCCUGAAACAAGCUUUGCGCUCCAUGAUGUAGAUGAUGAAGAAAAAGGGGAUCUUCUUGUAGAACACAGUGAGAAAUUGGCUCUUGCUUAUGGCAUUCUUACAUCAGCACCGGGGCUGCCCAUUAGGAUCACAAAAAACUUGCGGGUUUGUGGGGAUUGCCACACUGCUAUGACAUACAUAUCUAGGAUUAUUGAGCAUGAAAUUAUUUUGAGGGAUUCAAGUCGCUUCCACCAUUUUAAGAAUGGAUCUUGCUCUUGCAAAGGCUACUGGUGAAAGAUAGCAUAUCCUUGAUUGCCUACCGACCGAGAUGCUUAUCACAAGAGAAUGGCAAGAUAUAAUUCAACCUGUGCAUAUGGAUUUGUAUCUGGUAACCUCUGCUGCUGAAUCUCUCUCUCUCUCUCUCUCUCUCUCUAACACUGGAGGUAACUUCUGUCCCAAGGAUGUCUGAACCAUCUUACCAUGGGCACGUUGAAAUCACUUUGGAGAAAAUGUUCCGUUUGCUUUAGACGGCCAGUUUUUUACCUGCUUCUUGAAGUAGCAUGCAACUUUUGGGGAGUCCUGUCAAAAAAGAACUCCCGAGUCAGAAGCUGAUUUUUGUGCGAAGUAUGUUGAUUGAAGCCAUAGGAUCUUCAGAAUUCGUUGAUCCUUACAGCAGGGGCUAUUUGAAUGACUAGCGAAAGUUUUGCCUUCAGCAGUAGGAGCCUUAUGUUGUCAGGUAACAGCCCUACUGGUCAUCACCCCAAUUCUUUCAAGUAGAGUUGGUUUGACAUAUCUCUCUCUCUCUCUCACACACACACACACACUUGUGCUCUUUUUGGACGAUAUAUUCCUCUAUUUUGUACUAAAAAAUUAAUUAAAGAGGCGAAUUUUGUCAUUUAUGUCCAUUUGCUCCACCUCAUUGUCGUUCAGAUGAUUAUUGCAUUCCAUGAAAUCAUCAUUUGCUGUUGAACCUACAGAAUGGUCCAUAGUCGACUCAGAUUUUGUUCAGAAUAAUCUCAACCACUUGCAAGAUCUGUUGCACUGGCAUCAUCAUCAGAGAACCAAAUUACAGCAUCAAUGAGAUGAGGAGUUGGUUAGUGUCUUGUGUUCAUGAUAUCUUAUUCUUGAUACUAUGUUGUUGUGUAGUCCUUGUGGCAGUUUGCUGAUUAAUUUAAAUGACAAAUGGCAUCUUAUCAUGCUAGUUUGGUCAUUUGGGCUUUUGCAAUGUGCAUUAGAGGCUUGGAUGGUGUUUGGAUAACGUGUGACCAAGUUGGAGUUCUUAAAAAAUUGCUUCUUUGAGACUGCAACAGUAUUUUGCAUGACUUCAAAUAUCAACAUUCUAUGGAAGGCGGAAUAAGUGUUGCCAAUUGUAGCUAUGACGGUUGAACCAUGAUGAGUUGCCCAGGAAAGGUCGUGUGCUUCUUGGUCAUUACUAAUCUCUUCUUAUAUUCCAAACAAAAGGAAAGGAAAAAAUGGUGAUAGAUAAGGCUGGUUGGUGGGUCAGUAAGUCAUUGCAAACUUGCAAAGGGGCAUGGCAUGGUGGGGGGACCUCGCUCUGCUCUCUUGGGCAUGGGCUGCUAUCCUCCAUUUCAAUUCAUUCCUUGUGAAAAUAUGGCAAGCGACAGGUGACAACUACCCACCUAACCCAGCAUUGUGCAAAUAGUCCCAUGCAGAAGGAUAGGAUCUGGAGGGGAAUCAUAUUCCUAAAGGGACUGCAAUGGUCCUGGCUACCCUACAACCCUUCUCACAGGACAGAAAAUUUACCCUACCAUCCUUGCUAUCCAAAACAGUAAGUCUCCCUCCUAGGAAACAAGACAAUACAUUCACAACAUGCAAUUAUGCAACUGUACAUGAAUCUACCUCAUAUUUUGUUUUGUAAAAAGAGGCAUAUUCAAUUCAUGAUCUUCUGCCAUUAUUUCGGCUGAUCAUCAA
Coffea arabica (coffee) is the source of this 4360-nucleotide messenger RNA. The record is from RefSeq and is a predicted model, not a curated record. Lineage: Eukaryota; Viridiplantae; Streptophyta; Magnoliopsida; Gentianales; Rubiaceae.